This is a messenger RNA of Oncorhynchus mykiss (rainbow trout), 1319 nucleotides long. The record is from RefSeq and is a predicted model, not a curated record. NCBI's taxonomy places the organism in Eukaryota, Metazoa, Chordata, Actinopteri, Salmoniformes, Salmonidae.
CUGUGGGGCUCCUGCAGCUCUACAGGGGGGGCUCUAUGGAGAAGGUGAGGGUCAGACCUGGGGUAAAGAGUUCCAGUGUAAAGGCAAAGAGUCCCGUCUCCUGGACUGUGACACCUCAGACAGAGAAAACAACACCUGCCCACCUGGUAAUGCUGUUGGACUCACCUGCUCAGAGCCUGAUGAUGUGAGGCUGGUGGGAGGAGGCAGUCGCUGUGCUGGUGGAGUGGAGUGGUACGACCAGGGAGAGUGGAGGAUUGUGGGAGCUGAUGACAGGGACCAGAAGCAUGUAGCUGCAGUAGUGUGUAGACAGCUGGGUUGUGGCUCCAAUGUUUCAGAACUACCUGGAAACACCACUAGAGGGAUUAGAGUUUUCUGUCCUGAGUCUGAGUCUUCACUGAGGGAGUGUUGGAGAAGUUAUGAUCUCCUUCCUGGACUCACAGUGAUCUGCUCAGAUCUCCUGGUCCAGCCUGAUAUCUUCCUGACUGACCCAAUGGGAGGGGUCUUCAGGGGCCACCAGGGGCCCGAGAUGUUCAGGGGCUACAGCUUCACCAUCACCUGCUCCACUCAGCCACAGUACCCAGGAGGCUCCUUCCUCCUCACGUUCACCAGCUCCAACAGAACCCAGAUCCAGCCAGCUGUCAAUCACUCUGCUGCCUUCCUCUUCCCUGCUGCAGAUGACUCCCACCGAGGGAACUACAGCUGUGUUUAUGACAAUUAUGUUUUCUCUCAUAACUUCUCCUCUGAGAGUGAGCUCCUCUCCCUCACCAUCACAGCCUCUCCUCUGCCAGCCUUCAUCAUCAGACACGUUGUAGUGCUGCUGAUCCUACUGACAGCCAUCACCACCUCCUACCUGUACUACAAGCCCACCAGGAGGCAGAAGAGAGUGAACAGGGUGAGCAGCAUGGAUCUUUAUGUCAAUGCCAUGGAGAUGGUCUCUCUGAGCUCCAGAGCUGAAGCUGGACCGGGAGAGGAGAGAGCAGCCCAGGGGACGGAGUAGGAGUAGAAUUAAUCUGACCCUACAUGCUGAUCUUAGGUCAGUUUUGUGUUUUAAAUCGAUGGUCAGCAUUGGACUGGUGUUUAAAAUGUGGUGACAAACCUGAAGUGGUUCUAAUUUUAAUAACAAGUUCAGAAUGAGUUUAUCUUUCUAGAACCUUGGAAGAAAUCUAAAAGGAGUGACUGCAACCACCAUUAUUCAUUUAGUUUGGUUUUUACCACCAGAGAAACAUGGGGUUUGGGGUAACAUGGGGUUCUGGGUAACAUGGGGUUUGGGGUAACAUGGGGUUUGGGUAACAUGGGGUUUUGGGUAACAUGGGGUUUGG